This is a messenger RNA of Chironomus riparius, 1590 nucleotides long. The record is from the annotation of a GenBank genome assembly. Lineage: Eukaryota; Metazoa; Arthropoda; Insecta; Diptera; Chironomidae.
AUGGGAAAAUUAAAGCAACCAAAGAGUCUGGAAUUGCUGGCAAUUGAGAAAUCAGCAGAAUGGUUGUGCAAUAUUGGCGAGAAAUUAAUAUCUGAGUGCAAAAUGCCGUUCACAGAUGAAGACGAUGUCCCACAUACAAAUAAAUUUACGCAUGAAAAUUUAGAUUUAGUUGUUAAAAUUUCGCAUGACUUAUUCGAGAGAUAUGUGCCAUUCUACCUCUAUCGAAACUUAUCGGAUGAACUCAUGAAAAGAAUCACGGAAUUAAUUGAAAAGUGUAAAAACGCAAUAGAAUUUAAAAUAAACAUGGCAAAGUUCCACACGCAAAUCAAAAUUGCUGUACGACUUAGUGAGUCAUUAAUAUCCAUCAAAUUGAGAUCAAUCGAUUUUGAUGAAUUACCAAAAAUGAUUCGGACGUCAUUUUACUCGCAAUUGAAUAAACUUGAGGGCAUUGAAAUUUUGAGACUUGGCUCAUUGACUGGUGGAUGGAAGACAUUUGAAAUGGAAUCAACAUUAGCAAGUUGCUUACAGCCAAUGAAGAAUCUCACACAACUUUGUCUCAACUAUGAUUGUACGGACAAGAUUCUCAAAGUUUUAGUCAAAAAUUGCCCAAAGCUGUUAAGUCUCGAUAUCACAAACUCAAAAUAUGUCACAAACAAGAGUGUUGACAUUAUAAUGGAAUUAAAAAACUUGAGAAUUAUACAAUUAUACAGAACGGGUGUGUCAAUGGAAGGAUAUAUCAAUUUAUUAUUACAUUUACCAGAACUCUUGGAUGUCGGACGAUAUGAUGAACUUGGAAAGUGUCUUGAAUUUAUCGACGAAUAUCAUCCAACAUACGGUAACUUUAAGCUCGAGCAUUUCUCAUCGAAUCAUGCGACAACAAAUCAAGUUCAAAUACUUUGCGAAAAGUUUCCAAACUUAAACUCAAUUUCACUAUUUCAUGAUGAAAUACGACUCGAUUUAAUGACAUUAAUUGGCAUCAACAAAUUGGAAAAAUUGAAACUUCAGUCGUGUGAGUUCUUUUCGGAUCGAAUACGAGAUUUAAUUGAAGUUAAAGGUUGUAAUAUUACAACGUUAGUGCUCGAGCACGUUGAUCAAAUUGAUAUGAAUGCACUGAUUUAUAUUUCACAAUUCUGUCCGGAACUUCAGACACUUUUUAUAUGCAAUUGCAAUUUAUUACUCAGCACGUCUCUACACUAUCGUUAUUGUAAAUUACCGCCGUUUUUGAGUUUAAAAAGUUUGACACUAAUUGGAACAUGUGCAUUAGAGCACUUGGAAUAUAUUUUAUCAUAUGCACAUAAAAUCAAAUUCGUUCAUUUAGGAUCACAUAUUCCAACAACUGAUGAGCUUUUCGAAAAAGUUUUCCUCAAGAAUGAGCUUUUUUAUCUCGAGGAGUUGCGGAUUAUGCAAUCGUAUGCACUCACAAUCAAAUCAGCAUUCAUGCUCGUAAAUAAUUGUUCCAAUUUACAACGACUCAAUGAGCUUGAAAGUUGGUAUUGUGUAUAUCCACUUCAAAUUGACGAAUUAAAGGAUUACGUACGCAGACAUAAUCUUGACAUUGACCUAACAUCAUACAGGAAAUUCGCAACAUAG